ACUCAUUACUUCUCCUCGCAGAACUUAUACAAAAUGAAGGGAUUGAUUUUAGUAGGUGGUUACGGUACACGUUUGAGACCUUUGACCUUGACCUUGCCAAAGCCAUUGGUGGAAUUCGGUAACAGACCCAUGAUUUUGCACCAAAUCGAAGCCUUGGCCAAUGCUGGUGUCACCGACAUUGUCCUUGCUGUCAACUACAGACCAGAAGUUAUGGUCUCCACAUUGAAGCAAUACGAAGAAGAAUAUGGUGUCAACAUUACCUUCUCCGUUGAAGAAGAGCCUUUGGGCACUGCUGGUCCUUUGAAGUUGGCUGAAGAAGUCUUGAAGAAGGACGACUCUCCUUUCUUCGUGUUGAACUCUGAUGUCAUCUGUGACUACCCAUUCGAAGAAUUGGCUGCUUUCCACAAGGCCCACGGUGGUGAAGGUACCAUUGUUGCUACCAAGGUUGACGAACCAUCGAAGUAUGGUGUCAUUGUGCAUGAUAGAGACACCCCUAACUUGAUUGACAGAUUCGUCGAAAAGCCAGUUGAAUUCGUCGGUAACAGAAUCAACGCUGGUUUGUACAUCUUGAACCCAUCCGUCAUUGACUUGAUCGAAAUGAAGCCUACUUCCAUCGAAAAGGAAACUUUCCCACUUUUGGUUGAAAAGAACCAAUUAUACUCCUUCGACUUGGAAGGCUACUGGAUGGAUGUCGGUCAACCAAAGGAUUUCCUUUCUGGUACCUGUUUGUACUUGACAUCUUUGUCCAAGAAGUCUCCAGAAAAGUUAUCUUCUGAAAAGUUUGUCCACGGUGGUAAUGUCUUGAUCGACCCAACUGCCAAAAUUCACCCAUCUGCUUUGAUUGGUCCUAAUGUUGUCAUUGGUCCUAAUGUAAUUGUCGGUGAAGGUGCCAGAAUCCAGAGAUCUGUCUUGUUGGCCAACUCGCAAGUCAAGGACCACGCCUGGGUUAAGUCCACCAUUGUUGGAUGGAACUCCAGAAUCGGUAAGUGGGCUAGAACCGAAGGUGUUACCGUUUUGGGUGACGACGUUGAAGUCAAGAACGAGAUCUAUGUCAACGGUGCCAAGGUCUUACCUCACAAGUCUAUUUCUUCCAAUGUUGAACAUGAAGCUAUUAUUAUGUGAGCAGCUACUUUUGUGACUACUUUGAACUUGUAUUUUAACUACACUAUAUAAACCCAAUCCAUGGUUAUGGAAAACUUACUUCUUUACUUUUUAGGUCAUAAUCGUUCAUGGAACUACAUUAUUAAAUACCGUUGGAAGUGUUGAUUCGCUCCCAACAAAAUACACAUUUGGAGAUUUUAUAAUUCACAUUC
Messenger RNA from Scheffersomyces stipitis CBS 6054, 1313 nucleotides. It is a transcript of the gene SRB1, whose product is annotated as mannose-1-phosphate guanylyltransferase. Bases 34 to 1122 code for a protein of 362 amino acids. Gene Ontology annotation, biological process: GDP-mannose biosynthetic process; cell wall mannoprotein biosynthetic process. Gene Ontology annotation, cellular component: cytoplasm. Lineage: Eukaryota; Fungi; Ascomycota; Pichiomycetes; Serinales; Debaryomycetaceae. Gene Ontology annotation, molecular function: GTP binding; mannose-1-phosphate guanylyltransferase (GTP) activity. The record is from RefSeq and is a predicted model, not a curated record. The transcript has a single exon.